UCCUUCGCCACCAGAGCUUAGUGCUCGUAUAGGCAAGGAGUUGCGUAAUCCAUAUCUUUCUUAACCGAUAACUAGCCCAAAGUCUACUUCUUAGUCUUGGUAUUAUUAUUAUUCUGAUGGAUACCCCUGCACUAGGGUCGUAUUUCGACCAGGGAAUGAAUGCACUUGAUCCUUCCAGGAAUGGGUUGCCCGCCGAGGCAGAAAUAAAAAAGAAAAAAGAGAAAGAGAGAUGGGAUUAAAGUGGUGUGUUUCCAAUCCAUCCGCGCUUGAUUGUUGUUAUUCAGAUAUGCUGCAAACAUGACGCUCAGCUACGCAAACCGGGGGGAUGUGGUGGUCGUGUCGAACAUCAUCUUGGCCGUGCUGGCCGUGGUCUCGUCGGGGCUUCGCUUCCAGACGCGCAUCUUCUACUCCAAGGCGUUCAGUUGGGAUGACGCCUUUCUGGCCGUUUCUGUGGUCGGCACCGCCCUGACGCUCACGUUCAACCUGCUGGCGGUGAAAUAUGGCUACGGGCAGCACGUCAAGACGCUGCUGGUGACGGGGCCCAACCCGGCGACGGCGCUCAAGUACCAGAUCGUGUCGGAGGCGACCAACAUGUUCGCGAUGAUGGCGCUCAAGAUGAGCCUGGGCAUGAGCUUCGUGCGCCUGCGGCUGACCAAGGCGAUCACGGCCAGCAUCUACGGCACGAUGGCGGUGGCUCUGCUGUGCAAUCUGUGCGCUCUGAUCGCCAUCCUGGGCCAGUGCCGCCCCAUGGCGCGGGCGUGGGACCAGGCCGUGGACGGGACGUGCUGGUCCAACAACGUCAAGACGGUGACGUGGUACGUCCAGUCGGCAGGCAACAUCCUGUCCGAUCUGAUCUUCACCGUCGGCCCGCUGGUCUACAUCUCGCACGUCCGGGUGUCCAAGUACAACCGGUGGGCGCUGCGGGCCGUCUUCUGCUUCGGCCUGCUGGCCACCGUGUGCGGCAUCGUCAAGACCAUCGAGCUGCACCAGCUGCUGCUGGGCUCCGACCCGACCUGGGACACGGUCGACCUCACCAUCUGGUACACGGCCGAGAUGGACGUCGGCAUCUUCGCCGCCUCGCUGCCCGCCCUCAAGGCCCGCUUCGAGGCCAUGCUCUUCCACUUCUUCCAGAUCAAGGCCGGCAGCUCGCAGUACCGCAGCAACCACGUCUCGCACACCGUCACCACCCGCACGGGCGCCCGUGGCGCCGCCGCGGGCAUGGGCAUGAACAUGAACAUGUCCGUCGACAUGGACAUGGACAUGGAUGUCUUCCAGCACCGCGUCAUCACCCAUUCGCACCGCACCAGCGACAACGACUGGGCCAGCGAUCGCCAGAUCCUGCCCAGUCCCCCGCCGGGAGGCAUCUCCAAGACCAUGGAGAUCCGGGUGACGGAGGAGAUGAGAGACUCGGACUGACUAGUCUUGUAACUUCUACUAUACUUCUUACUUCUUACUAUACUACUAUACUAUACUAUACUAUACUUACUAUACUUCCUUACUUACUAUAUACU
Penicilliopsis zonata CBS 506.65 is the source of this 1511-nucleotide messenger RNA. RefSeq lists its product as hypothetical. NCBI's taxonomy places the organism in Eukaryota, Fungi, Ascomycota, Eurotiomycetes, Eurotiales, Aspergillaceae. The coding region runs from base 298 to 1416 and encodes 372 amino acids. The transcript is spliced from 2 exons. The record is from RefSeq and is a predicted model, not a curated record.